This is a messenger RNA of Bombyx mori (domestic silkworm), 862 nucleotides long. Its product is annotated as venom allergen 5. The coding region runs from base 70 to 816 and encodes 248 amino acids. The record is from RefSeq and is a predicted model, not a curated record. Lineage: Eukaryota; Metazoa; Arthropoda; Insecta; Lepidoptera; Bombycidae. The transcript is spliced from 2 exons.
UACUAUGGCAAGAUUAACUUUGACAACUGUUUCUAAUCAUUUUAUAGAAAACCAUUAUAGAUUAUAAUAAUGCGUUUUAUUUAUUUAAUUUUGUGUUCAUUUUACUUUGUUAAUAUGCUUUGUAAAGACAAUAAUACUGACAGAUACUUACAGUAUUGUUCUCACCCCGACUGUUCUUUGAAGAAUCAGCAUACCAUGUGUGUCGCUUUCAAUAAGCAGAGCCCGAGACUUUAUGCGUCCGGUAUGACUAAUUGGAUGAGAUAUCAGAUUUUGCUUUUACACAACCGUCAUAGAGACAACAUCGCUAUGGGCUUGGAAGCUGGUCAACCACCCGCCACCAACAUGAGGAAGAUGUAUUGGGAUUACGAACUCGAAGAGAUGGCGGAACUGUGGGCGCGUCAAUGUCAGAAACGUCACGACGAAUGCAGGAAUACUAUUAGGAGAGCAACACCGUCAGAAGACUUGACAAACACAUCGACGCGAGUCACCGGCGAGAACAUUUUAAGGAGGACCAGGUACAUGACGACGGCAACGUUUCCGAAGUUUAAAGAUUUCGCGACUACGGUGAGAGUGAAGACGAAGGAAUCGCCGCUGCAUCGAGGUAUUUUGGAGAUGACGAACGUACGUAAAGCAAAUGAUGAACCGAAAAUCGUCGCAUUCACGUUCUGUAACUACGGCCCGGCCGGGAACAUCGAUGGGUACCCGAUUUACGAAGCCGGUCUGUCAUGCAGUAACUGCCCACAGGGGACGCGAUGCGGGGAUCGGACUCACAGGGCUUUGUGCUCGAUCAUUGGAGACCCGGACCUUCGGAAUUGAAUUAUAUUGUUAAAAAAUAAAUAAAUAUAUUUAAUAAAUUAUAUAA